Molecule: messenger RNA, 793 nt
Organism: Pelmatolapia mariae (spotted tilapia)
Lineage: Eukaryota; Metazoa; Chordata; Actinopteri; Cichliformes; Cichlidae
Gene: tmem14a
Product: transmembrane protein 14A
Exons: 6
Coding region: 16-486 (156 amino acids)
Biological process (GO): regulation of heme biosynthetic process
Cellular component (GO): mitochondrial membrane
Source: RefSeq, a predicted model, not a curated record
AUUUCACAACCCCUGAUGACGCGGGAUUUACGCAUUUCUACGUAUCUCCACGGCCAGUCAACGAGGAAGCGCAAUUUCGGACCAAAGGUUGUGGCUGCUGCUGCUGCUGCUCACUUGUCUGGACUCCAGGUGAAUCAUCCCAGAGGCUCACAGCGACAUCUGGAGAUCUUAUUGUGGUUUUACGAUGGCGUUGGACUGGAUUGGCUUCAGCUAUGCUGCAGCCGUCGCUUUUGGAGGAUUUAUGGGAUACAAGAGAAAAGCGUGAUGUCCCUGAUGGCUGGUUUAGUUUUUGGCGGAUUAUCCGCUUUCGGUGCCUACAACAUAACGAGUGACCCAAAGGACAUCAAGGUGUCACUGCUGUCCUCGGGAGUUCUCGCAGUCAUCAUGGGAAUGAGAUACAAGAACUCUGGAAAAUUAAUGCCAGCUGGAAUAAUGACAGGGCUAAGCUUGUUGAUGGUGUUUCGCCUCUUACUUCUGAUCGUCUGACCGGGAGAACAUCAACCUUUACCCUGGAAACAGGAAACAUUCCCACUAAGCCGACUAAAUCAAAUUUUACUGCAGUAUUUUUUUUUUUUUUUAAAUACAUGCAUAUGAGCAAGUGUAUGAAUGGGAACUUCCAUGAUUUCUUAACCCACAGUACAGGAGACGGCUGUGGGCUCCGGGUGCUGUUAGGGUGCGGAUUUAUUUCUAUAACUUGAGAAAAAGAACAAGUUGAAGCAUUUUCAUUUGUAUUCUUGUCCGUCUAUGAUUUUGUGAUUUUUCUAAUAACAGCAAAUUAAAACAAGUUUAAUUC